Molecule: messenger RNA, 2059 nt
Organism: Lycium barbarum (goji berry)
Lineage: Eukaryota; Viridiplantae; Streptophyta; Magnoliopsida; Solanales; Solanaceae
Product: probable monogalactosyldiacylglycerol synthase, chloroplastic
Exons: 8
Coding region: 245-1834 (529 amino acids)
Biological process (GO): glycolipid biosynthetic process
Molecular function (GO): hexosyltransferase activity
Source: RefSeq, a predicted model, not a curated record
AAAUCAAAGAAAGAGAUUCCUCAGCAUAUUAGUACAUCUUUCCCACUAAAUCCUCUCCUUGUGGCUCUCAUACACACUCUCUCUCUCUUCACCAUACUUGGCUUGGCUUUUUUUCAUUUAGUGACACCUUUUUUUUUCUCUCUUUAAUGCCCAAAAAAGAAAAAAAAAAUCCAAUCUUUUUUGUUAUAUGGAAAUACCCUUUUGGAUUAUCCACUGAUUUUGACUUUUUUUUGAACAGAAAAAAAUGAUGCAGCACACUUCUGUAACUCAAGAACCUACUAACCCUUUUGGUUUUGUAUCUCAAACAGGUUCUUUUGUGUUUAAUGGAGUUAGUAAUAGUAAGAGUAACUUUACUUUAGAUGCAUAUUCAACUUUGUUGUCUAAUUACUUGUAUUUUGAUUCCAAGAAUUGUAAGAAUAAGCCAAAGGUUGCACCUUUAUUGAGUUUAAGUAUUAGUAGUAGAGGUGCUUCAUCAAGUAUUAGUAGAGCUCUUUUUCAGUUUAAUAAAGCUAUUAGAUUUCAUUGUGAGAAAAUACCUCUUGGGUUUGCCUCAGUUGGGGUUGGGGUUCAUUGUGGAGAGAGUAAUGGGGUUAGGGAAGAAGGGAGUUUAUUGGAGAAUGAGGGAAUACCUAACAAUGGUGUCGAAUCGGAGCCUCCGAAAAAGGUGCUUAUUUUGAUGAGUGAUACUGGUGGGGGUCAUAGAGCUUCUGCUGAAGCUAUUAGGGCUGCUUUCAAUGAAGAAUUUGGAGAUAAAUAUCAGGUGUUUGUUACUGAUUUAUGGACGGAACAUACACCCUGGCCUUUCAACCAAUUGCCACGGAGUUACAACUUCUUAGUGAAACAUGGAUCUCUGUGGAGAAUGACAUAUUAUGCUACUGCUCCUCGUUUAGUUCAUCAAACUAAUUUUGCUGCUACAUCUGCUUUUAUUGCUCGUGAGAUUGCUAAAGGUUUAAUGAAAUAUCAACCUGAUAUUAUUAUCAGCGUACAUCCUCUAAUGCAGCAUGUUCCUCUUCGCAUUUUGAGGUCCAAGGGUCUCUUGAAGAAGAUCAUAUUUACCACUGUUAUAACAGAUUUAAGCACUUGCCAUCCUACAUGGUUUCACAAACUUGUUACUAGGUGCUACUGUCCAUCAGAAGAGGUAUCAAAACGAGCACUGAAAGCUGGUCUCAAGCUAGAUCAAAUAAAAGUUUAUGGGCUUCCUGUACGACCUUCAUUUGUGAAGCCAGUUCCUCCCAAGGUUGAACUGAGGAAGGAACUUGGAAUGGAGGAUCAUCUCCCAGCAGUACUACUGAUGGGUGGUGGGGAAGGAAUGGGCCCAAUAGAGGCUACUGCUCGAGCACUUGGAGAUGCACUCUAUGAUGAAACUAUCGGGGAGCCAAUCGGUCAGGUCCUAGUAAUAUGUGGGCGCAAUAAGAAGCUUUUCAACAGAUUGACUUCAGUGCAGUGGAAAGUUCCUGUUCAAGUAAAGGGGUUUGUCACUAAAAUGGAGGAAUGCAUGGGAGCUUGUGAUUGCAUUAUUACUAAGGCUGGACCAGGGACUAUUGCGGAAGCCAUGAUUCGUGGACUGCCUAUAAUUCUUAAUGGUUACAUUGCUGGACAGGAAGCUGGAAAUGUGCCAUAUGUUGUCGAGAACGGAUGUGGGAAAUUCUCAAGGUCACCGAAAGAGAUAGCCAAAAUAGUUGGUGAGUGGUUUGGUACCAGACAAGAUGAACUCAGAAUCAUGUCCCAAAAUGCUCUAAGGCUAGCAAAGCCAGAUGCUGUGUUUAAGAUAGUCCAUGACAUGCAUGAAUUGGUCAGACAGAAAAAUUUUGUACCCCAGUAUUGUCCUGCUUAAAUUAAUUACGUUGGUUUCUUGGGAGGUAGCAGACACCCAGUAGAAUAAUCGAGGUGUGCGCAAGCUGGCUCGGACACAAUUAUUAAAAAUAAUGAUUAUUAUUCAACUCAAUUUUGGCUUGAAUUCUCAGUAGAAUGUACUAUUGCCCUGGUAAACAUUCAGAGAAACCAAGAACCAAAUUUUUGUGGUCAAAUUCAUUUUAAUAUAAGAUAUUUUUCUCUGAUC